CGAUAGUCAGGUAGAGCAGUUGAGUGUUGUACUCUAGGACUAUUUGGUGCUUUAAAUAGCAUCGGUGAUAGAUUACUUAAUAACUAAGAAAUCCGAAAACUUCUUUCAUUUAAGUGUAGACCCAAGCACAUAAACCAUGUAUUUUAAGGUCGCAGAUAUGGAAGAAAUAAAUACUAUCGUUACCCUAUUGUCAAACCUAUAUUUUUCUAAACUUUGGCAUCAUAUACCAUAUAUCAAAGUGUCUGAGACAUUUAAUAGGAAAGGAUUAUAUCUGAAUUUAUUUAAAAGAAAAUAACUACUGUUACUAGGAGGUCGAGAUUAGCAACGUGUCUGUUCUUGCAAGUACCUUCCGUAUACUGUAACUUUCAUGUUUUCAUAGGGUAGAAUGAGCUCUAGAAAACCACUUAAGGGAUUCGUUAUAUGUUGUACUAACAUUGAAUUAAAUAAACGCACGGAGAUCUCAACUAAAGCAAUUAAGCUUGGAGCCACAUAUAAAUCAGAUUUGACGAAAGAUGUUACUCAUUUAGUUGCGGGUGAUUUCGAUACCCCCAAGUAUAAGUUUGCUGCGAAAUCCAGACCAGAUAUGAAAAUUGUUUCACAUGAAUGGAUACCAAGACUUUAUGAUCGUUGGGUUGAAGGUGAAGACUUGGAGUCUGAUUUGCUUAUCAGCAAAUUUACUUUGCCCGCUCUCUUCAAAUGUCGAGUAUGCCUUACAAAUAUAGAGCAACCAGAUAGAUCUCAACUUGAAACUACUAUAUGCGAAAAUGGAGGUAUAUUCUGUCCUGAUUUAACUCGCGACGUUACCCAUUUGAUUGCUGGGAAUACCGAUGGUCGAAAAUAUGAGUAUGCUCUUCGAUGGAAAAUCAAAGUUGUCCGUGUCCAAUGGUUAUGGGAAUGUAUAGAAAGGGGUGCCGUAUUAGAAUCAGAAUACUUUAAAAUGGAUAUGCCGCCGGAUCGUAUCGGACGCGGUGCUUAUAUCAAACAGAUUCCCGAGGAGAAAAUAAAAAAUCAACAGGUUCGUAAUGAAGACUUAUUAUCUGACUUAAGUUUCAUCAAUAAAAAGCACAUUCCCGAUGAAGGAGAGCUUGAACCAGUUGUUAUGAAACGAGGGAAGAAAAGAGAGAGUAGUAUUCUUUGGAGUGAAUUAAAUACAAAGGAUUUGGAAAAUUCAUUUGCUGCCCAAAAUGCUUCUCUACUAGACGAGUUCACCCCAGAAGUGUUUCAAGCUCCCGAGGAGAAAGAAGUUUCUACAAACAUUGAAAUAAAUACAGAGCCUCGUUUAUUCGAUAAAAUCCACUUCUAUUUGUAUCAAUUUGAAGAGGAUAAAUACAAUCGUUUGAAGAAAUGCUUAACUAGAGAAGGAGGACUUAUAUCUUCGACAACUGAAGAUACAACCAGCUUCGUUAUCGUCCCUCAUCACCUACCAAUUGAAGAAAUUCCUUCUUUUUCAGUACUGAUCAUCACUGAAUGGUGGGUUGAAAGGUGUUUAUUUUUUAAAAACGUUCUACCAGUCGAUGAGCAUGUAUUAUCAAAACCGUUUUAUCGUUCUUAUUUCAAUCGAAAUUUUGCUGGUUUAAGUUUUCAUCUUUCAGGAUUCAAAGGUGUGGAUAGCUCUCACAUUAAAAAAGCAUUGAUCCUUUGUGGAGCAACUGUGGAUAACUUCUUGGGCGUACAAAGAAGCGUACUACUAGUAAAUACAAAUGAACCCUUUAGUAUGAAAACAAGGUAUAAAAUACAACAUGCAACUGGUUGGAAUGUUCGUGUAUUAGGAAUAUCAUGGCUGUGGCACAUAUUUCAAACUGGAGAGUUUAUUGAAAACAUAUCCCCAUGGGCAAUUGAUAAAAAGGAAAAUCAGAAACUUAAAAGAUUUGAGCAUUUACAAAAGAUUGCGCUUCCGAAUGAAAAUUCCAUACUUAAAGAUGAUGCGCCGUUUACUAUUUUUCCAAAUGCUCAAUCUACCCCUGCACCAAACUUUAUUUUCGAGCACUACAAGAAUGCAGCGAAAGCUCAACGAAGGUCCAAAACGACUUUUGAUGAUGGAGGUUCAAACUUAAACGAAUCUCCAUCCAAACGGUUACGAUCAAUAACAGAACCGACCGCUGGUUCCAACGCUCGUUUGAUGACCUGUCAAAGUGAAGAAGACGCACAAAGUAAGCCAGAACAAGAAAGUGUAUCCUACAUUGAUCCUGAUGCACAAAGAGAAAAACAAAAAAUAUAUGCCCAACUGACUUCGACUUCUAAUGAUUCUUUUCCAUUGCUUAAUGAGUUUUCUUCUCAGGACAACACCUCUAUCCUAAUAACUAAGGAAAAACGUAAUUUACGACCGAGGUAAUAGCUGGUCACUAAUUUAUUAUACAUUGUUUUUUAUUAUUACUUUCCAAUUUCCAGUUUUUAGCCCAAAAAGUUAAUUUAUUCAAAACCCUUAUAAUUAGUUCAUUCCAAAUAACUCC
This is a messenger RNA of Schizosaccharomyces octosporus yFS286, 2450 nucleotides long. Its product is annotated as BRCT domain-containing protein Rad4. Gene Ontology annotation, biological process: mitotic DNA replication checkpoint signaling; mitotic G2 DNA damage checkpoint signaling; DNA replication initiation. The transcript has 3 exons. Bases 386 to 2332 code for a protein of 648 amino acids. The record is from RefSeq and is a predicted model, not a curated record. NCBI's taxonomy places the organism in Eukaryota, Fungi, Ascomycota, Schizosaccharomycetes, Schizosaccharomycetales, Schizosaccharomycetaceae.